Molecule: messenger RNA, 285 nt
Organism: Blepharisma stoltei
Lineage: Eukaryota; Ciliophora; Heterotrichea; Heterotrichida; Blepharismidae
Source: the annotation of a GenBank genome assembly
AUGGGCUUGGAAGAGAAAAGUACGGACGAAUUUUUAGCCUGCUCUAUGAAUUGCCAAAAUAAACCAAUUUAUAUGUGCGAUUGCAAUAGCAAAAAUGCAUUAUUAUGCUUGGACCAUUGUGGUGCUCAUGGAGAAUUAUCCGGAAAUCAUCAUUUCACUAAACUAAUAAUUAUCCCUGAUCCUGACACAAAAAUGAUUAUUUCAAAGCUCUUUAAAGAUAUUAAAUUUCAAAUAAAGGAAAGCCAGCUAAAAAUUAUCCAAGAAUCAUCAUCACUAAUAAAGUAA